CUGGGCCGCCCGCUGCACCUGGGGAUGCUCUACGACCGGCGCUGCGACACCUUCGUCCCAGGUUAGGUCCAUCGGAAAAGAAGUCUAGCUGGGAAGAUGACAGCGCUGUGCGUGGAGGAGAACAUUUACAAUCUUAUCCCUGUGGAGGAAGAAAAGCCUUUCUUUCCACCCAGGUAUAUCUCCACAUUCAGGGCCUUCGUGAGAAGGGAAGCGCAGGCGCAGAACAAAGCCCCGUGCAAGACGAUGGGCGUGCCAAAACUCCAAGUCCCCACUCCGAAGGACUUUCUGCAAAAAUAUCCGAAGACGCCCAAGCUGCCGAAACGGGGGAAAGCUCGGGGCAGCAAGAAAUCCCCGGUGCUGACCGUGCCACAGAGAACAGAGCGCCCUAUCAUGGGCCUUCGAAGCAGGAAGAAUUUCAUCACGGCAAAUGCUGCCGAAGCCAUCAUGCUGGUACCCAAGAAGCCGCUCCGCGCCUGCAUCGACGUGCGGAAGGGCGACAAGUUUCUCAUCGACCGUUCAGGACUAGUUCAAAAGUACCUCAAGAAAAAGGAUUUUGGUGCCGUACCCAGAUACCUGAUGAAACGAAACGAGGAAGCAAAGAGGGCCAAGGAAGAGUCUGACAAAUGCAUCAAAGAGACCCUCCAGCAAAAAGCCCCCAAACGGGUUUCCAAAGAAGAGAGGGAGGAUCUUCUGGAGGGCCUCAAGAAGAACUGGGAAGAGAUCAACCAGGCUUUUCAGAGCAUGUCUGUGGCCGUAGAGACCAUCCCACGGAAACUGUACCGGGAGAAGCUGGAGACCCAGAUGAAGCAGCUGGAACACGACAUCGGCAUCCUCGAGAAACACCCAGUGAUCUACAUAGCCAACAAAUAG
Gekko japonicus is the source of this 870-nucleotide messenger RNA. Its product is annotated as enkurin-like. NCBI's taxonomy places the organism in Eukaryota, Metazoa, Chordata, Lepidosauria, Squamata, Gekkonidae. The record is from RefSeq and is a predicted model, not a curated record. Gene Ontology annotation, cellular component: acrosomal vesicle. Gene Ontology annotation, molecular function: calmodulin binding. The transcript has 6 exons. The coding region runs from base 97 to 870 and encodes 257 amino acids.